AUGCGCCAUCCCAUCAUCGCGAGCAGCGGCCUCCUGGCCCUGCUGCUGCCCACAGCAGUAUCAUCGGCCCGGUCCUGCUCGGCCCCUCUGACAAAAUGCCUCGAGGCCGCCGGCGUGCCUCUCGACAAGCCCGGCAGCGAGGCAUGGGAGAUGGACGCGGCGCCCUUCAACGAGCGCCUGCCGUUCCUGCCCGCGGCGGUCGCGGUGCCGCGCACGACGGCGCACAUCGAGGACGCGGUCAAGUGCGCCGCCGAGCUCGGGGUCAAGGUGAGCGCCAAGUGCGGCGGGCACAGCUACGCCUCGCUGGGGCUGGGCGGCGAGGACGGGCACCUGGUCGUGGCGAUGGACCGGAUGCACGCCGUCACGCUCGCCGAGGACGGGGAGACGGCGGUUGUGCAGGAGGCGCGAGGCUGGGGCAUGUGGCGGUGGAGCUUUGGGAGCAGGGAAAGAGGGCGAUUUCGCAUGGGACGUGUCCUGGGUACGGUUGGCAUUAGCGGACACGCUCUCCACGGGGGCUUCGGCAUGAGCUCCUACACCCACGGCCUCGCCCUCGACUGGAUCCGCAGCGCCACCGUCGUGCUGGCCAACGGCACCACGGUGCGGGCCUCGGCGGACGAGAACGCCGACCUGUUUUGGGCGCUCCGGGGCGCGGGCGGGUCCAUGGGCAUCGUGGCCGAGUACGAGUUUGCUACGUUUGAGCCCGUCGAGGAGUACACGCACUUCGAGGCCGCCCUCAACUGGGCGGACGGGGAGAGCCUCGUGGGCGGGUGGAUGAGCCUGCAGGCCUGGGGCGCCGAGGAGAUGCCGCGGGAGAUGAACCUGCGGUUCAGCGUCGACUCGCGGGGCGUCUUGCUCGACGGGCUGUACCACGGCAGCCAGGCGGACAUGGAGGCCGUGGUCCUGCCGCUGCUGGAGAGGCUCGGCGGCGGCGCGAUCACCGUGAAUACCACGUUUGACUGGAUGGGCCAGCUGGAGCAGUAUGCGUUUGCCGAGGAGCUCAACUACACGCACCCGUACAACCUGCACGAGACCUUUUACGCCAAAUCCCUCUUCACCCACGCCCUGCCUCCCGAGGCCAUCGCAUCCUUCAUCACCUACGCCCUAACCACCGGCACGGAAUUCUACAACACCGAGGUGGACCACGACUCCACCGCCUACGCGCACCGCGACAAGCUCCUCUUGUUCCAGUUCUACGAUCGCGCCUUUGGCGCCUACCCGUCCGGAGAGGAGCCGUUUGGGCUGCUGGACGGCUUCGUGAGCUCCAUCACGGACCACCUCGCGCCGGAGGACUGGGGCAUGUAUCUCAACUACGCGGACCCGAGGAUGGAGGACGUGGCGGAGGAGAGAGCGGCGUUGGGCCCUGUGACGUCCCAGUUGUUGAGGCCGUCGCUAAAGUCUCCGUUCAGGAUAACCGAUCCCCCAUCUUCAUCCACGUAUCGGCAGUCGAUCGAGGGGGUGGGUGGUUCCGCGGUCGAUGUCUCUUCGGCUGAGGAAGAUGACUCUGUUGUUGAUGAUGGUUCCUCUGUUAUGGUUGAUACGGCGGAUGACACAUCCGUGGAAAUGUCCGUGGAAGAACCCGUGGAAGCAGAUGAGCCUCCCGUCUCAGUCGAACUGACCGAGGUAGAGGAGCUCGCAUCGCUAGAGGCACCCGACGUGGGAGAGCCACUUUCGGAUGCUGAGCUGCUGUCGCUGGCCGAGAUGGAAGAUUGUGACUGGGUCACGGUGCUGAAGCUGGAGCUUGUUGAUCGGUCAUGGAGAGGCUUAGGACGAUGGGGCCGAUGA
Parascedosporium putredinis is the source of this 1782-nucleotide messenger RNA. The record is from the annotation of a GenBank genome assembly. Lineage: Eukaryota; Fungi; Ascomycota; Sordariomycetes; Microascales; Microascaceae.